AUGUCAACCGAACAGGUCAUAGCCGCCGAUGCUGCAGGCAUCGUUUGGAAAGAAAUGAAGAGCGAGAAUGGUGCAACCUUUGAAGUUGGCGUCAAGCUUAGCAGCGGAGCUAUUGACGAGGGGGAACCCGACCGCCCACGCGAUGGGCCCCCUAUUGCUGUCGAUUGGCCAGUCGGCGACGAUACCUGGAAGGACGUCGAUACUGGAGCAAAGGGCAUUACGCGCUACAAACUCCACUCCAACUCGCCAUCCAUAUGGAAAUACAGGUUGGACUUUUCCAACGUUCGCACAGGGCAAUUCGUCUUCUUCGACGAGAGCGGCGACGGAUACAAGGUUUCGACGUAUCAAAUUGGUGAUCACUAUUUCUCGGACACCGCUUUCACGCUACGCGACGUUAAGUCGGUUAUUAUUUUCGACCAAGGAGCAUCGAAAUCUACGAAUCAGACCAAAAUCAAUAAGCCUAAUAUAGUUUACAGAGAACGUCGGCACUACGUCGAUUCUAGAAUGCGGGUGUACUUCCAAGAUUGA
This is a messenger RNA of Pleurotus ostreatus (oyster mushroom), 528 nucleotides long. RefSeq lists its product as uncharacterized. The coding region runs from base 1 to 528 and encodes 175 amino acids. Lineage: Eukaryota; Fungi; Basidiomycota; Agaricomycetes; Agaricales; Pleurotaceae. The record is from RefSeq and is a predicted model, not a curated record. The transcript is spliced from 2 exons.